Molecule: messenger RNA, 488 nt
Organism: Mytilus trossulus (common blue mussel)
Lineage: Eukaryota; Metazoa; Mollusca; Bivalvia; Mytilida; Mytilidae
Product: putative tyrosinase-like protein tyr-3
Exons: 5
Coding region: 118-423 (101 amino acids)
Source: RefSeq, a predicted model, not a curated record
CUUAUUACAGUUAAUAUAACACAUAAUCACUUGACCAAAUGGUAUAUAUAAACAUCUGAAAAUGUAGUUUGGUAAUUGAAAUUCCAUCAGUUCAAAUACAGAAAAGGAACCCACAAAAUGAUGUUGUUUGUUGCAGUCCUAUUUGUUGUAGUAGUAAACAGUGCAGUUAACGGUACUCAGUACGACUGCAGAGACCAUGAAAAAAGUUGUAGAGACUGGGCCGGUACUGGACAAUGUGUGAAAAACCCAGGUUAUAUGACUGUUAACUGUUGUCGAAGUUGUUACGGUUGUAUUAACCAGGACCCAAGUUGUCGUUCCUGGGCUAAAGAUGGGCAAUGCUAUAAGAACCCGGAAUACAUGCUAUCAAUGUGUUGUAAAAGUUGCCGUACUUACCCUAGGGGAGUAGGAGUACUAAGGAGGUAGGCAGGUUAUGAAAACAUGGACAGCAAUGAGGCUUACAUAUUUAACAAUAAAAUAUAUGUAACUAC